AUGUUCUUCCCCCUUAUUAACCCUCCAACGAUCAAAGAAGAGAGGAGGUGGGUUGAAGAUGAUGAUUUGCUUUCCGUUCUUGCCUACCAUUCUCGAUUUCCAAGUAUCGGCUUUUUGGAGAUAUUUCCUUCAUAUCGAUGUGGAAGUAGCUUAGAUGCAAUCACAAACAUUGUAUCAAUAGAAAUUGGUGAUAUUCUGUUAAAGGAUGAAUCUGAUAACACAGUGACAUCAGUGUAUUCACUAGAAGCUGAGUUUGCAAGAUUUUUAUGGGUUUUUGGCAUGAACACUUAUGAAAUUCUCAAGGAACAUAAAAACUUAAUUGCUUGUAGUUACAGAAUGGAAUCUCGAAUUCCAAUUAUGUUAGAAUGGAAUCUUGGAUUCCAAUGA
This is a messenger RNA of Lactuca saligna, 387 nucleotides long. NCBI's taxonomy places the organism in Eukaryota, Viridiplantae, Streptophyta, Magnoliopsida, Asterales, Asteraceae. The record is from the annotation of a GenBank genome assembly.